GACCACAAAAGCACUUUCCCGGAAUUCAAUAAGCGAUUCUGGAAAGACCAAGCAGAUGGAUUUUUCUACGAGAACGUGGAUGCUCCGAAUCUGAAGGAAUGGAAAGCACAAGGACAAGCAGGAACCCAUUAUAGAGUGACGAACUUCUUCAUGUGGAUGUUCGGAUUGGUGUUUUCACGCUACGAAUAUGGGGCUUUUCUUUUAUGGGAGAUGUUUGGCAGGAAGGUAGGUUUACUAAUACGUAGUUGAUGGAUGAAAUCUUCCUAGGAGAUGAAGAUGCUGGACCAACUCUUUCUAAUCCUCGAAGACGAUCUACAACUCUCCCCCUUUUUGCACCAGUAUUUUCACCUCGGCGUCGAGGUAAUGCAGCUGGACAACAGUUUGGCCGGCGCUUCCGCUUGGCACGAUAACCAAGUUGAUGUGCCAGAAGACGGAUUUCAUGUGCUGCGCCAAAACCACUUUGGCGGUCUGGGUUGGCUCAGCUCGGCUCGCGUGUUUCGAAGCUACAUCCUGCCAUUUGUCCGAUCGGACGCGGCAGAUAAAGGCUGGGACAGAAUCUUGAGCUUUCAGGUGGACAAAUUGAUCGUGGAAACAGCAGAGUCUUUGAUAUCUUCCUCUGCAAAUACGGCUAGUGGCAGUGAGGGGGACAGCGCAUUAUACGCAAAGGAUAUUUUUCAGGAUUCAGACUUCUAUACUGACGAGCGCGGCUACGGAGAAAUCAAGUUGGACGCCAAAUUGCUGAAACUAGGAGCAGCUGUCGAAAAGAUUCUCAGAAGACGAAAGGCUAGAAGUACCGUGGAGAAGGACAAGAAGAAAGAUCACGAGGUGCGUAAGAAUAACGACCAGAAAAAUAAAGAUGUAGUUGAGGUAGCGACUACUGGUAGGCAGUUACCAGCACGUCAACGUUUGAAUUUUCUUUACCCCUCUGUUGGCCUAACCGGACAUCGUACGACGAGCACGCAUAUAUCAGGCAAUGACGCUGAGUACAGAAGAUUAGAAAGUCUUGGUAUGUGGCCCGCGGAUCGAUCAAUUCAAUGGCCAGCUCCAGAGAACCUUACGGCGUGGAACUACGACUCGUACGUGCUGGGUAAGCAGAUUCUGCGCUUGGAGUCAGUGGAUGAUGCGGCCACACCAGCUACUUCUAGAAGCAGUGCAGGAUCUCUGCUCAGCUGCAACAGCAAUGAGGCUCCGACCACCUUUUCGUUGGACACCUCUCUUUGGGGUUCCAUAAAGCACGCAGCGACGUACAUUCUGAUACUACCAAAAGUGUUUGAGUACAUUUUUGACGCUUUGGAUGGAGGAGGAUCGUCUUCGAGAAGCAAGAGCAAGCAAACGAAAGGACGAGACGUAGAACAUUCAACUACUUCGGCUGACGAAUCAACUUCAUCUACUUCUACAUUUGACAACGGUGACGUCGAUUCUUUCGACGUCGACACGACUAAAACCCAGUCACCAAUAAAUGCAAAUGGAAAAGCAAGUCAACGGCCGCUCCUCCAUGCUCCUGGAGUUGUGUUGCAUUGCUUAGGGGAUGUAAUGGGAGAUUCUGACCAAUUUGGGUGGCACUACAUGGAGGAAAAAUUCGGAAUGGUGGGAAGGGGAUGGGGUGAAACACCUAGACAAGGGUAUAAGGGAACGAUGUUAGUUUACGUCAAACCAGAUCGACACUUCGUGGUAGCACGCUAUUCGCCUUACUAUGAACUUCUAUGUCGAUGAACAUGAAUUGUGAGCAACCUAGAUGAAAAUACAUUUAACGAUCCAUGAUCAUGAUGCGUAUUCCGAUUGAAUGAACAUGAACAUUGUCUUCC
Amoebophrya sp. A25 is the source of this 1805-nucleotide messenger RNA. Lineage: Eukaryota; Dinophyceae; Syndiniales; Amoebophryaceae. The record is from the annotation of a GenBank genome assembly.